UAUGCAUCUUCGAGAAUUUGAAGGGUCGGCAGCAGUUGAGAUUUGAGAAUCAUAUAUAAUAUAUAUAUAUAUAUGUUAGUAAAGGGUCGAUUGUAUCAAGGUCGUAGUCUGAACCACUGAAUCAUCUCAUUUCCUGAUCCUAAUCGUCCUCCUCCCUUACACCCCCACCCUUUUCUUUUCAAGAAAAACAAAAAAGAGAAAAGAAAAAGAGGCAGCAGCAGCACUUGUCUUGUUGGACAGCAGUUGCCCAUUCAUACGUAGAUCGGAUCCUAUAAAGACUAGUUUUUCAUUAGAGGUUUGGCAAAAGGCAGAGAUAUCGAUUUUAGGCUGCCUUGUAAAGCCUUUGCUAUAUUAUUGAAGUCCUUCACAAUCACACUACAGUGCUCACUAUAUCCUGAUUGAAGCGCCCGCAUCACCCUCACCAAUGCAAACGUGCACUCUGGCGUCAGCGAAGGAAAUUACGAGCCAUGACGCCCCAUCGGCAUCUAUAAUACUGUGUUUAUGUAUCUCUAUUGCCAUGUCAUGUGCUGAUGGGCCGGCAUACAGAUGGACACAAUUCACAAGUUGCUGACUUCUCAAUUCUCGUUUUAGAAAAAGCUCUCUUAGUCAGUUGUCAGCAAUAUAUAUAUAUAUAUAUAUUUUCGGAGCAACAGUUGUCAGCAAUUCAUGAAUCUUACAGUGUUCAACCCCCCCGCCCACACCAAGAAAGCACAAGGGAAGAACUUGAAAAAAUCACUACUGCCUCUAGCUUGGAAGAGAACAACAUGUUCAGCAUCAGAUCAAGUAGCAGCAGCUCCAUUUCAAGAGCCUUGCUCGCUCGAAGCUUCGUCAUGAGGGAGUUCUGCGCCCAAAGAAAAGAAAGCAAAUUAGAAGGCAAGGUAGCAUUGAUCACGGGAGCGGCACGUGGCAUUGGCAAAGAGACCGCCACAAAAUUCAUCACCAAUGGUGCCAAAGUGGUGAUCGCCGACAUACGCAGAGAUGUCGGGCAAGAAACCGCGAGACAACUGGGAGCAAACGCCAGUUUCGUGGCAUGCGACGUCUCCCAAGAAUCAGACGUCUCAAACGCAGUGGAUUACACUGUGUCCACUCACGGUCAACUCGAUAUCAUGUACAACAAUGCCGGCAUCGCAUGUCGUACUCCACCAAGCGUAGUGGACCUUGACCUUGCAGCCUUCGACAAAGUCGUUUCCAUCAAUGUCCGGGGCGCUGUUGCAGGGAUCAAGCACGCAUCACGGGUCAUGAUUCCUCGACAAGCUGGGUGCAUCUUGUGCACGGCCAGCGUUACCGGCAUGAUGGGUGGGUUGGCACAGCAUACCUACUCCAUAACUAAAUCCAGUGUGAUAGGGAUGGUCAAGUCGGUUGCAGCAGAGCUAUGCAAGCAUGGAAUCAGAGUCAACUGUAUAUCGCCAUUUGCCAUUCCGACGGCCUUUGCACUGGAAGAAAUGCAGGACUACUUUCCCGGUUUGGAUGCUGGGGCGCUCGCGGACAUGGUCCACAAUGCGGGAGUGCUCAAGGGAGCUAAUUGCGAACCCAGCGAUGUCGCCAAUGCUGCACUUUACCUUGCAUCCGACGAUGCAAAAUACAUUAGCGGCCAUAAUCUGGUGGUGGAUGGGGGUUUUACGUCGAUCAAAAGCUUAAACUUUGCCGGUACCUGAUCAAGGGUCGCGAAGAGUUUUGGCAUACUGCCAUAUUCUGCCAAUUGAAGGCUCUAUAACACUACCAACAUCUUUGUUCGUCACAAUGGUUGGCUUUCUUUUCCUUUCCUUUAAAGCCCGUCUUAGUGCAUCGAAGCCUGUUUGGUUGGACCAUUAGAAUUGGGAUACGCGACUCAUCGGAACACAUUUUGCAGGAACCCGUAAAAAAAAAUAAAUCUGAGUACAAUCUUUGCCUUUCGACUCGUGAGUAUAAUUUCUGGAGUUACAAGAGUUGCAAAAUGGCUCCAUGACUGAUGACCCUUCGACUAAACUGCUGUAUUCCAAAUUGGCCACUACUGACUUGUUAAAUAGUAUACAAUGAAUGAAGACGAGGAAAUCAAGAAAUGCGCAGUCCUAGGAUUACCACAGAGAUUCUAUAGAAAAAGUAAAGAGCAAAAGUAAAAGGUAAUACAGUACUAGUUUUAAGACCAAAAAACCCCCAAAACUCUAUCGACACUACUUUGAGUUGAGACCACAAAACCACUUUGUCAGGUAGCAAGUACCAUAUCAAGACCAGAAAACCCGCGUUUUAAUGCAGUCAGUACUUCAGGACCUUCUAAUAUUUCAACAUCUUGUGUUCUCAUAUUACAAGAUAUUAGCCACCUUAAAAGAGAAUAUUCUAUAUA
Coffea arabica (coffee) is the source of this 2320-nucleotide messenger RNA. The record is from RefSeq and is a predicted model, not a curated record. Lineage: Eukaryota; Viridiplantae; Streptophyta; Magnoliopsida; Gentianales; Rubiaceae.